AUGGCUACACACCGCGACCCCACACUUGAUCUACCCCGGCUACUCUGUCUCCACGGCGGGGGAACAAACGCUCGAAUCUUCACCAUGCAAUGCCGCGCCCUCUCUUCGCAUUUGAAACCUUAUUUUCGUCUCAUAUUUCCCGAAGCACCUUUUGAGUCUGGUGCCGGGCCUGAUGUUACAAGUGUCUAUGGGGAUUGUGGACCUUUUAAACGCUGGCUCGGCUGGUUGCCAGAACAUGAAGUAAUAGAUACACGUGAUGAGGUGAUUGCUAUCGAAAAGAGUAUUGAGAAAGCGAUGAGAGAGGACGAUGCUAAAGGGGCUACCGGGGAAUGGGUAGGAUUGUUGGGAUUUAGUCAGGGGGCGAAGAUAGCUGGGAGCUUGUUGUUGAGGAGGCAAAUCAGAGAAGAAGGGGGAAGGGACUUGGAGGGUCAUAACUGGAGAUUUGCGGUUUUGAUGGCGGGAAGACCACCAUUGAUAAGUAUGGAGAGAGAUCAGGAUAGAUGGGGACCGGUGGAUGAGAAUGACGUUUUGACUUUGCCAACGAUCCAUGUUCAUGGCUCCAAAGACCCGGGAUUGGAAUUACACCAAGAAAUGCUCAGAAUUUGGUGCGAGAAAGGAAGUGCGCAAGUGGUUGAAUGGGAUGGCAAUCAUAGAAUUCCAAUCAAAAGCGGAGAUGUCGAAGCUGUGGUCAAUCCACUGCUCGCAUUAGCGGAACAGCUGGGUGUUUUGACAGUUGACUUGCCUGUUUGA
This is a messenger RNA of Botrytis byssoidea, 750 nucleotides long. RefSeq lists its product as uncharacterized. Gene Ontology annotation, cellular component: nucleus; cytoplasm. The transcript has a single exon. The record is from RefSeq and is a predicted model, not a curated record. Gene Ontology annotation, biological process: secondary metabolite biosynthetic process. NCBI's taxonomy places the organism in Eukaryota, Fungi, Ascomycota, Leotiomycetes, Helotiales, Sclerotiniaceae. The coding region runs from base 1 to 750 and encodes 249 amino acids.